UAGAUUUAUCUCCUGAUCCUCCUCACUCCCUUAAUUCAUCCUCUCAUACUUGUCAUUCAUCAUGGCUGAUUCUUCUGCUUCAUAUAUACACAUGGUGCAACACUUGAUUGAGAAGUGUUUGAUCUUUCACAUGACGAAAGAAGAAUGCAUGGAAGCUCUCAGAAAACAUGCAAAUAUUGAGUCUGUCAUAACUUCAACAGUGUGGAACGAGCUAGAGAAGGAGAACAAAGAAUUCUUCGACGCCUACUCCGAGUCUCACAGCAAAGCAGAUCGAAAAUCAGAUGCCCAAACACACAAAAUGAUCGAGAAGAUACUACUGGAUCAGAAGACCUCUAAAGAUUCCGACGGCUAGAUGCAUCGAAUAUUCAUCGAAUCAACAACUAUAUAUGUAUAUAUCAAAUGUGUAUAUGUAUGUAUGUGAAUAGAUUCCCGAUUCCGUAAGAGAGAUGAUCAAGUAGACCAUGUUUCUCAAGCGUGAUUCUGUAGUACUUGUAUCACAAGCAGCCAAAGAGCAAGGGAAUUGCAUGCUAGCUAGCUAGAUAACCCGUUUAGUUGGAAAUCUAUGUACGAAGGGAGUACAUUGUGGUCCCACCGGAGAUCAUAGAGUAACCAAUAACAACUGCCACGUGUCAUCCGCACUUUACAAUGAUCAAGAUAGAGCGAGCUAGCCAUUUAGCAUCUUGUUAUUUUGUGUUGUGACUUGUGAGAUAGGCAUGCAUGUGACAACUAGAUUAUUGUAUUGUUAAAUAUGUAAAUAUUUCAACGGUUGUCAUUUGUUGUAUGAAGAAGUGGGGGUCUAUAAUAUAUCUUUGGUCAUUUUCAAGAAA
This is a messenger RNA of Daucus carota subsp. sativus, 827 nucleotides long. RefSeq lists its product as uncharacterized. NCBI's taxonomy places the organism in Eukaryota, Viridiplantae, Streptophyta, Magnoliopsida, Apiales, Apiaceae. The record is from RefSeq and is a predicted model, not a curated record. The coding region runs from base 62 to 352 and encodes 96 amino acids. The transcript is spliced from 3 exons.